CACACGCACUGCACGUGUAUAUAAGUCGGUCAAAGAGGUAUCGCAGUGCUUAAAUGAGUUUUCGAUGUCUCCAAUCGUACAAAGUACAAGAGCUCUUCAGAGCCUUGCAGCAGCCAUGCUUUCUUCAGCAGCAUAUGCUGUUCUUUGGCCGCUAACGGUAAUUCGUAUCACUUUAGCAAUUGGCUUGAUGCGAAUAGCGUCUUCGAUCCCUAUCCUCAAAGACAGAAUCAAAAGAUACAAUGAGAAGUUCCUUCUAGUGCCCUAUGAAGAUUUCUGGCAGUCGUGGUGCAGCUGGAAAAUGUUGCGCGCAGUUAUGCAGUUAAAUCUUGGCGACUUAAACAAAACAGCGCGACUUGGUUCUCCAGCGCCAGACUGUGAGCUGAUUUCGACAGACCAAAAAGAGUGCAGAUUGCUAGAUCUAGCCAGAGGGGAACGUCCAUUGGUUCUUAACUUCGGCAGCUGCAGCUGACCUCCGUUCUUCAUCCGUCUCAAGAACGACUUCACCAAAGUCGUUCGGGAUUUUGCUGAUGUUGCGGACUUUAAGGUUAUUUACAUUAGCGAGGCACAUCCAAGUGACGGAUGGAAAUGGAAUAACAAUGUUGAAAUUGCUCAGCAUAAAUGCUUGAAAGACCGAUUUGCUGCUGCAGAAAUCUUAAAGUCCAGCGGUUGUCCUGCCCCUGUUAUAGUGGACACCAUGAAGAAUGAAGCUUCCAUGGCGUAUGGCGCGUGGCCCGAGAGACUGUUUAUUAUACAACAAGGCAAAAUAGUUUACGAAGGGGGCACGGGUCCGUACAAUUACGACUUGACGGAGGUGCAACGCUGGCUGGAGGAGUACAAAGCUGAAAUAAUAUAGUAUUGUGUAAUGUAAAAAGAAAGUUUGUUAGACGUUAAAAGGGCCACGUUACAGUUUAGGCAUCUUGAACAAUUUCAAUUUUCAUGCUAGCUACUCUUGUUCCGUCUUAGUUUGUUAAUAAAAUAUACCUCUAUCAUAUUUGUUAGCCUCAUGGUGAUAACAUUUAGCGGACAAGUUCAAACUGAAGUUGGCUUGGCUGGUGACGAAAAUGACUCAAAGAUUAAAAUUGCAACGUGGCUCUCUUUUAACUUUUGUUAAAUUAAUACGGCAUAUAUUUAUAUUAUUUACUAUGUUAUUUAUUACCGUUCGUUCAAAUUCCGAGCUUUGUGAAAGUUCCAUAUUUAUUCAUAUUUAAGAGGAGCGUAUAUAAUGAAAAGAAGCCCUCGUUUAGUUAAUAAUGUUGGUCAUAUAACAGAUAUUACGUCCAGAAAUUCGACCACUGUUUUUUACAAGGUACGAUUAUCAUGCACCCAUGUCGUUGUUAUUUUUGUCUGUGGUUAUCGUGUAACGAAUGAAAGCUGACGAUAUAAACCUCACUCGAGGGUUCAUCAGCUGGAUGUAUUUGCUCGUUUAACAGAAUGGCAGAAGUACGAUAGUUGGAGUAAUGACAUAAAACACUUGAAAGCAGUC
Pocillopora damicornis (cauliflower coral) is the source of this 1483-nucleotide messenger RNA. Its product is annotated as type I iodothyronine deiodinase-like. Lineage: Eukaryota; Metazoa; Cnidaria; Anthozoa; Scleractinia; Pocilloporidae. Gene Ontology annotation, biological process: thyroid hormone metabolic process. Gene Ontology annotation, molecular function: thyroxine 5'-deiodinase activity. The record is from RefSeq and is a predicted model, not a curated record.